Racocetra persica is the source of this 939-nucleotide messenger RNA. The record is from the annotation of a GenBank genome assembly. Lineage: Eukaryota; Fungi; Glomeromycota; Glomeromycetes; Diversisporales; Gigasporaceae.
GAGUUCCGCUUACUCAUAAAAAUAUCACUACAACCAUGAUGAAUAUCGGAAAUACAUAUAAAUUGACUCCUGAUGAUCGUACAUUAUUAGUAAUGCCACUUUUUCACGUUCAUGGAUUAAUCGGUGGAAUGCUUUCCACAUUAUUUUCCGGUGGAACAGUUGUAAUCCCACCAAAAUUUUCUGCGACUACUUUUUGGAAUGAUUUUUUAGAAUAUGAAUGUACUUGGUACACAGCUGUUCCUACUAUACAUCAAAUUCUUUUGCGUCAUCCACCACCCAAUGGAGGUGCUUCAAAACUUAGAUUUAUUCGUUCAUGUUCAUCAUCACUUGCACCAUCUGUAUUAUUUGAAUUAGAAAAAACUUUUAAUGCUCCAGUACUUGAAGCUUAUGCUAUGACUGAAGCUGCACAUCAAAUGACCUCAAACCCAUUACCUCCUCUAAAACAUAAACCAGGUUCAGUGGGUACUUGUCAAGGAGUUCAAAUCACUAUAUUAAACGAGAAUGGUGAACAUGUAGAGGAAGGAGAAGUGUGUGUUAAAGGUGCAAAUAUUACACUAGGAUAUCUUAACAAUGCUUCAGCAAAUGAAUCUUCGUUUACAAAAGAUGGUUGGUUCCGUACAGGCGAUCAAGGCAAGCUUGAUGAGGAAGGAUACUUAUAUUUAACAGGACGAAUCAAAGAAUUGAUUAAUCGUGGAGGGGAAAAAAUAUCACCUUUGGAACUUGAUUCCAUUCUGCUAUCACAUCCUACAGUUUCAGAGGCUGUUUCUUUUGCAGUUCCUGAUGAUAUAUACGGUCAAGAAGUUCAUGCAGCAGUUGUUUUUAAACAAGGACAAAAAGUAACUGAACAAGAUUUACAAAUAUUUUGUGGAAAUAAAGUGGCAAAGUUUAAAAUACCAAAAAAAUUUUAUUUUAUUGACGUGAUGCCAAAAACUGCGACCG